GUUUUUUAUAUGCUCCUUAUGACUUUAUAUGCCUUUUUGUCUUUUGUCUUUGUUUCGUCUUUUUAUGUCAUCGCUUUGUUAUUUCAUUGAUAAAAACCUAAAUACUGCAAAAAAAUAACGUUAGGAAAGUUUUCCUGAUCAUAGACGGUGAUUGUCUUGUACAGCUUCUCACAUUCUAUGGCUUUUCAGUUUAUCUUAUUCCAUUGGUUCAGAACCUGGUGAACCACUAGUGUCCUAGCCUAUGGGUUCAUUCCUAUGGAACCACUUAAUGUCCUAACUUGGACAUUCUAUGCGAACUGCGACCUGAUGGCGCUGGCGUUUGGAAAUAUAACGGUCGAUUUGGACCUGUGAACGGCGUCAAAACACUGUACUUCUACAAUGAAACAUGCGAGUCGUUUAAAAAAACGCUCUACAUCAAUACGCAAAAUCGGCUUGCCGUCGUGGAUUACCGGUGGGAUAAAGAUUGUCAGCCAAAACCAUUCAUGGUUCCUGCCCACGGCAACUCCAUGAAUGACUUGCCGUUCAACGGCACAACAGGGCUGUCACGGAGAAUCAUCGAAGAAAAUGUUUCCGGACAAAAGCGCUUGGCUGUGGAGGAAAUCGUAGAGGUAUCAACACAAGCUGCCAUACAGGGAAGUUGCAACCCUUUGUCACUACCGCGUGACAAACGGCAGGUCAAGCGGGCCAAGAUUACAAGCAAGAAAUCGGAGAUGGCAGACAUCAUGACAAAGCUGUGUCUUGAAGCUGACGUGUAUUUCCAUUGCACUAUGAUCCGUUGCAAGAAUCGAAACGACGGAAGAAAACACCUCAUUCCAGUCGUCUAUUCACAGUCUCAAGCACUACUUGCGAAGACAUUUGCUCUUUCGGGAUACAAAGGAAAUAAUGCCGUGUUCAGCCCCAUGUAUAUCGACGUCGUGCAUGACAUUGGUGAAUUCUACGUGAUGACAAUUGCCAUUCAACAUCCAUAUCUUCGCAGAAAAGACACAAUGUGUGCCACUAAGCAGCUUUCACGCACAUCUAAAAUGAGAGCGGCCGGAAGAGCGGUCAUUUUGAUUGGUGUUGCUGUUUUAACGGGCCUUACAGCCCCAGAAUUUCAAGCGGGCUUAUACAGUAUCCUCGAACGUUAUCAGUACGUGUGUGACGAAAGCAAAACCAAUUUUACCGAAUGGACACCAACUAUUGUUACGGAUUGUGACGCCGCUCAGCGGAAAGCCAUUACCACUUUGCUGCCAAAAGCCAAGUUGUUGUCGUGCUUUCUGCAUAUGAAGGAUAAUUUUAAGAGGCACAUGAAGUACACUCUAAAGCUUGACGAGAGCGCUGUGAAGAAGGUCAUCAGUAUUUUUUUCGGGAAUGCCGAUAUCAGUUCUGCUGAGUAUUGCAAAGGACUAAUCGACUCCGCGUCGGUGCAAGAGCUUGAUGAAACAUUCGGUUUUCUGAACGAGAAGCUGAACGAGUUGGACCCUGGAAUUGCGGAAUACUAUCUGAAAAACAAACGAGAUGAAUUUGCCAAAAGAGGAAUUUUGCCUGUGCGACAAGCGGCAGGAUUUGGAGAAGACCACGUCACAAAUAACGUCGCAGAAACUGCAAACUUUGAAUUUAAGCACAAACUCCGGACAACUGCUAACGGAAAGGUGUCUUUGAUCGACGUUAUACAGCAAGCGAAAUCGUUAGUGAGCCGGCAGGACAAAUACAUUGCGGAAGCAAUCAUAGGUAGCGGUGAGUUGAUCUUAUCAGACACAGCGCCCUUUCGUCAGUGUUCGCUUGACAUCUUAUACGACGACCACAAGUAUCGGACAGUCUUACGUUCAUUGUUUGGUGGGGACAUUAAGUCAGACCCUUUGCUUGACCGUCGUACUGCGUUGGGAAAUGGAAAACCUGAACCUGUUAAACUGCAAACGUCCUUCGAAGAGUCACAUCUGUCGGUAGACUUUAAACAAUACUGGCGCUCACCUACCGAGCUAAUCAGCGGCGGAAAGGUACAGGCUGCUCCGUCAAAAAUGGGAGUCAACAUAUUCCUGGCUGAAGACCGAAGCGGCGGGUUUCACCGUGUUAAGUGGAUGGAGAAUGAUCGGGCAGAGUGCAGCUGCUCCACGUUCAAAGCUAAGCAAUUUUGCGCGGAUAUAAUGUCAGUUGCGCAUUUGAAACAGCGAAUGCCGGAAUUCUUAGCUAAUUUAAGAGAUAGUUUGCCGGCAUUUCCAAAAGUUAUAGGCCCGACAUUGGAAGGAAAGGGUAGAAAAGGUGGUGACAAGCGUAAAGGUGACAGAAAGUUGUCUCAAGGAGCAACAAUGCGGUCCGGGCUGGUUGCUGUCGAGAAUCUUCCACGGAAACCAGAUCACCCUUGCUCGUCAAGUAGUGUUGUGGUGGAUGCUGAUGAUGACGACAGACAAGUGCGAAUGUUCAAUACACGGUUGGCUGAUAAACCGGACAAUGAAAGCGGUCAGGCGAAGCGAGUGAAACUAUCCAGUGUGCGAGCUACUUCCGGAUCGCAUCCUCAACUGCAAGAACUGGAAGCUGCUGAGCAAAAGCUUAAAAGAGAAAGGUCACCAGGACCGUGUCCAUGUUGCGCUGCUAUUACCGGAAGAAAACUGAAGCCAUGGCAAAUGGGUGACCAGCCUUUCAUCAUAACCAGAGAUAACUCCAUUCACGAAAAUACCGUUUGUCCUGGUUGCCGCCAGAAGUUUAUCGACAAUCCUCCAAAACAAAAUCUGAUAAUUAUGCGAAAAGAAUUGGACUAUGUCAGCGGGAGUGGCAGCAAAGCUAUCAUUAAGCAGCCCAAAAGUCGGAAGUACUGUUUGAAAGUUUCCUGCAUUCAAAAGCGGCACCCAAAGUUUUCCCUGCCAUUCGCAAAUCAGCUGGACGAAACAGUGCGUUUUACACCAGAGGAACUGAAAGCUAUCGUAGAGUUUCGCGGAGAGCUAUUUGACAACAGUUAACUUUGUUGCUUUAGUUUGUUCAACUGCUUUGCAGCGUACAUUGUGGUCAUAAUUAAUUUCCUUGUUUCUUGUGAGGUCACUUACGUUGCCGCUUUUUCGCGUACGUUGUUUGUCACAGUUGAUUUCCUUGCUUUUUGGGUUGGUAACCUACUUUGUCGCAUAUUAACUAGCUAUGUACACUUACUUUGGCUUUCUUGUAUUACAAUUUCUUUUUGCUGCAUAAACUUGAAUACCAUAACAGGUAAAUCGAGGAAGACAAGUAAUAACUGG
This is a messenger RNA of Paramacrobiotus metropolitanus, 3203 nucleotides long. RefSeq lists its product as uncharacterized. The coding region runs from base 483 to 2933 and encodes 816 amino acids. Lineage: Eukaryota; Metazoa; Tardigrada; Eutardigrada; Parachela; Macrobiotidae. The record is from RefSeq and is a predicted model, not a curated record. The transcript has 8 exons.